This is a messenger RNA of Nomia melanderi (Alkali bee), 2545 nucleotides long. The record is from RefSeq and is a predicted model, not a curated record. NCBI's taxonomy places the organism in Eukaryota, Metazoa, Arthropoda, Insecta, Hymenoptera, Halictidae.
CUAACCGUCACCGAUCCACUGCGCAUGCGUGCAUACAGAACUAUGCGACUGCGCAUGUGUGCAGAAAUGGUUUUCGACUUUAAGCAAAAUUUUAUGUUCUAACCUCUGAUAUUCGUGUCGAAAAGUACUCUCGUAGAGGGCACUGGAUAAAAUUGAAAGAAGAAACCGCAUGCAUAGAAUCGACAACACCCUUGCGCAUGCGCAGUGGACGCUCAUCUUGAAAAACGCUGAAAUUUUAAGUCUAAGAUUAUUUCAUGAUUAUUUCAUGAUUUCGUGUGAUUGAUGAUAUAUAUGUAAUGUAAUGUAAACAUAUUGAAUUUAACGAAGUAAGUUGAUAUUAUUAAUUGGAUCUUUGUGUUGUGUACAUUUAUAGUGUUACUCGUAUAGAUAAGCUCAGGAAAUAUGAAGAAUCAUGCUUGUGCUAUUGUGAUUGAUGGUCAUCAUACUGAUAUUGCUUUGAAGAUCUAUAGUAAUCGUGUACUAGCAGUUAUCACACAGUUUAAAAAGUUUGGGACGUUGGUGGUAGUAUCCCGAGGAACUGUAGUACACGAGUUAAAUAACAGGACAUUUUCUACGAAGGUUUUGUUUGGAAAAGAUGAUAUCGAAGUCGUUGCAGCUGCACGAUUUAUAACGGAACAGAUCGAUGUGGAUAAACCUGUAUUAGUAUCAAUUUCUUUGAAAAAUUAUGAUCCGAAAACUUUGAAAGCUAUCGCCAAGGCUGUAAACGAAAUAAAAUCGUGGUAACAUUAUAAAAUAUAAUUAGUAACACGAUGAGUUUAAUUUUUGGCCAACUAGUCAUUGGUCCACCCGGAAGUGGAAAAACUACGUACUGUUAUGCUAUGUCAAGAUUUUUGGAGAAACUGGGUAGAAAAGUUGCUAUUAUUAAUAUUGAUCCAGCAAACGAAAACAUGGAAUACAAACCACUAGUAGAUAUAUCUGAACUAAUAAGACAUGAAGAAGUAAUGACACAUUACGGGCUUGGACCAAAUGGAGCUUUGGUUUAUUGUAUGGAAUUCUUGGAAGCUAAUGUGAAAUGGCUAAUUACGAAAGUUUUAAAUUUAAAGGAUUACUAUAUCAUUAUUGAUUGUCCAGGACAAGUUGAGUUAUAUACGCAUCAUAAUUCGAUCAGUGCGAUUGCUGAGAAAUUGGGGCAAAAUUUAGUCAGAUUAUGCAGCGUACAUUUGGUAGACUCUCACCACUGUAGUGACGCUGGUAAAUAUUUAUCCUCUUUAAUUCUUUGCACCACAACCAUGUUAAAGCUAGGUUUACCUCAUGUCAACGUUAUGACAAAAUUCGAUGAAAUGAAAAAGUUCAGUCACUGCCUAGAUUUUAAUCUAGAUUUUUAUACCGAAGUGCUCGAUUUAAAAUAUUUGUUGGAUAAACUGGAUGAGAACCCAUUUACGUCAAAGUACAAAAAACUGAAUGCAGCUUUCGUGUCGCUGAUAGAAGAUUAUAGUCUCGUCAAUUUCGUACCAUUGGAUGUUUCUAAUCAAGCGUUGUUAUUACAAGUGAAAAAUGCAAUAGACAAAGCUAACGGUUAUAUCUUUGGUGGGAACGAACCUCAAGAUAUACAAACUCUACUCGCAUGUGCCGUUGGAGCAGUAAGUGAAACUGAAAAAAUGUCUACGAUAGAUUCGUAUUUUGAAUAAAGACCCGUUUUAUGAAGAAAAUGUUACAGACAAUAUUAUUUUUAACUAUAUUUAAGAGUAUACAUAGUUAGGUACAGUUUUAUAAAAUUACAUAGUUAAUUAAGCAUUUGUAAUAAUUUAUUGAACUUUUGACUAGUGGUUUUGAUACACAAAUAUUUGCGCUAAAUCAUCAUAAUCAUAUGUCUUUUUCAAAUAUGUAUCUUCCAACUUUAAUCCUGAGAUAGUCUGAAAGGUUACAAGAGUUGUUUAACGUACUAAAAUUCCAAAUUAAAUCAUUUUCAGCUAUAAAGUAAAUACUCGUCUAUUAUUUUUUGCAUACGUGAACACGUUAAAAUUCUAAGUGUCACAAAAUAAUACUUACUAUAAUACCGCUGUGUAAUGCGAUUAUACAUAAAGGAAUGUCAAUUGAUGCUCCUGGUUUUAAUGUUCCAAUUUUUGUGGUGGAUAUACCACACCAUGCUAUAGAGUUACCAGAUUCCAAACAUAACAUUAAAUCCAUACUUCUUUCUCUAAAAAAUAUAUAAUCAAAUAAGACAUAAAAUGUGAUAUUAUAUUGAACAGUUAUUACAACUGAAAUACCUACGAUGUGUUUAUUAUGUGACAAUUAAGUGUUACUGACUGUUCGAGAUAAACUUUCGGGGGAAUAUCUUUUAUAGUGACUCGCAAAUCACCGUAUUCAGGUGCCUAAAGAGUGAAAAGAAAAAUGGUAUUCUAGAAAAAUCGAUUCAAUGUGAAUAACAUAAUAAAUAACAUGACAAACCAUUCGUUGCAACUGACAUGUUUGCAGCCUUCCCCUUUCUCCUAAAUUACUUCUCCAAACGAUAUCUAACUUCCCAAUGUUUGUCGCGUUGUGCAUCAUUUUUGGAUCUUUUAAUAAAGUUAACUGAGGUCUUAAA